This is a messenger RNA of Chelonoidis abingdonii (Abingdon island giant tortoise), 1264 nucleotides long. The record is from RefSeq and is a predicted model, not a curated record. NCBI's taxonomy places the organism in Eukaryota, Metazoa, Chordata, Testudines, Testudinidae.
UCCCUUGUUUUCUUUGCCUGGAGUAGGGUUUCCAAUUUCCAAACCUGAUGUGAUUUCGCAGCUGGAACGAGGGGAAGAGCCGUGGGUCCCGGACCUCCAGGGCUUUGAGAAAGAAGUUCUCCUGAGAGUUGCCUGCACAGGGAGUGAUCUGUGUCUGGAUUCUCUCUGUUUCCCAUCAGGUGAUGGGAUGCUGAGUGAGAAUGAGGAGGAGAAACCCCAGCAGGAAGAUGCUGAACAAGUAGAACCACAUGGAACGUUAUCAGGAAGAUCCAAAGGGAAUGUUUCUGGGAGUUGUGCACUCCCAGAAAAACCCAAAGCCUGUGAGAGUCAGCAGAUGCCAGAGGAAAACUUCAGUAGCUGUUCAGACCUUACUGGAUAUGAGAGAAUCACCUUGGAAGAGACACGCUACACAUGCCAUGAGUGUGGGAACAGCUUCAGUGGGACCUCUGAUCUUCUCACACAUCAGAAAAUCCACAGUGGAGAGAGACCUUUCAUGUGCUCUGAGUGCGGGAAAAGCUUCAAUCGGAGCUCUUCCCUUAUCAGACAUCGCAGAAUCCACACGGGAGAGACGCUCUACGCGUGCUCUGAGUGUGGGAAAAGCUUCCAUCAGAGCUCUGCCCUGAUCACACAUCAGAGAAUUCACACUGGGGAGACGCCCUACACAUGCUCCGAGUGCGGGAAAAGCUUCAAUCAAAGCUCAAACCUUAUCAGACAUCAGCGAAUCCACACGGGAGAAAUGCCCUACACGUGCUCAGAGUGCGGGAAAAGCUUCAAUGACAGCUCAGCCCUGAUCACACAUCAGAGAAUCCACACGGGAGAGAAACCGUAUGGAUGCCCCGAGUGCGGGAAACGCUUCAAUCUGAGCUCAACCCUUAUUAGACAUCAGCGAAUCCACACAGGAGAGACGCCCUACACGUGCUCUGAGUGCGGGAAAAGCUUUAGUCAGCACUCACACCUUAUCAUACAUCGGAGGAUCCACACCGGAGAGAAACCCUACACGUGCUCUGAGUGCGGGAAACGCUUCAGUGAUAGCUCAGCCCUCACCACACAUCAGAGAAUCCACACGGGUGAGAAACCUUAUGGAUGCUCUGAGUGCGGGAAAAGCUUCAAUCAAAGCUCAACCCUUAUUAAACAUCAGAAAAUCCACAUGAGAAAGACCUGUAAUAAGUCCCUUGACUAGGGCUGGCCAAAGAUUUGAUUUUUUUUUUUUUUUUAAAUCACCUUUGCUAUUUCCCAUGUAGUGAUAUUUGCACCAUCUUCACGU